UCGCCUGUGGUGCAUCAGCUGCAAUCAAGAGGCUGCAUUUAAACCCAGUGUCGUCAUCUCUCCUUUGCCAGUCCGACAGCUACCAAUGGUGGUAACAAGUUGCAUCUCUCUGUGUUUCCUUUCAGGUCGAUGUUUUGCCUUACCUAACUCUCCUUGUGUUCUCAGUUUUUGACUCAUCAGUUAUACUGUAAGCACCCAGCUUCCAGCCAGAAAUCUCACCCACCACUGAACCUUGCCGUCUAAACUUGGAUUCUCUUCACCUCUACUGCCUGCCCUCCUGCCUGCUGACUGUGCUGGAAACACUAAACCUCAGGUUGGACAAAUACUCAGCUGCUCAGUCUUCAAUACCCUCCCCAAGCUGGAAAUCGGCUUCACUGUGUGUAAGCAGUCAAGAUCUGUGUUGUAAAUAAUGUGAGUCUGAUUCACUGAGUAUGUUGUGUCUGCAUCUGGGUACUUUCCUUGUGUUGGCCUCUGGGCCGUUUGUGACGUAAUCUUAAGAUGUUGCCUGGGCUUCUUGUUUUCAGUCAUACUCCGUAGCAUUGAUGACAUGUGCUUGAUUCCCAAACAGAGACCUGUGUGACAUGUUUUGAAUGUGCAGAAGAUUUUUUUUAACCUGAGCAGAAAUAUUUCUGAAGCAUAUUUAGGCUAUUAAAAGCCGCAAGGAUAUAUAUUGUUUUAUGAAUAAGUGACACAUACAUGUUUAAGCAGGUAACGUCUCCUGACAAAGAAGCCAAAGUCUCCUAAUAUCAGACAAACCUUAUUUAUUUGUGAACACCUGGCUAUUAUGUGGUAACUGUGUGAUGCUAUCAUGUGGACCAAAAUCUCUGAAAAAAUGUUUGCAGCACUUUGUUGAAUCUACUCCAAAAAAGGCAAAAGGUGGUUCAGCCUGGUACUAGCACAGUGUAUGUAAUACAUUUUCCAGUGAGUGUAUAUGUAACACAAAGUGUUGCAAAAUGGGGCAACUUACUUUUUCCAGUCAAGAGCAGAAGUUGGUACAAGAAACAGAAGUCACGGAGUUAAGAAACAGUAACUUCUUGUAUUAUGAUGCUCUGUGGCUUUAAUACUGGGGCAUCUCUGAGUAGAGUUCACAAAAGGCUCAACAGAAAGACAAAAUAACAAUGACAGAGAAUGAUAUUAAGUACACUUCUUUUGUAGGUAAAACGAACAGUAAGUCCAAAUCAAGAAAUGCAUAUACAGGGAGACAACUUCAUCAGUUUUGGAAGCCACUGAGGUCAACCUCAGACACAUAUGUGUGGAGGGUUAUUUCUCUGUCUAGAAGUUACACGAAGCUCAACAGAAAGUCUGUAAGGAUGGCAGAGGAGGAAGUUAACUAUGCCACAGUCAAAUUCAAAGAAAAGAAACAUUCCCAAUCAAAAGUUAAAAAGGAGGAAACUGUUUUUGAUGAAGUGGAGGUGAAAAAUGAAGCAAAGGAACAAACUCUGGACACAAACGACAAGACAUCAGACAGAACUACGAGCAGACAUCGCCACUAUAAACAGUUGGCUUGUUGUUUGGGAAUCAUUUGUGUCAUGUUGGUGUUUGGCAUCAUAGCAGUCACUGUCUACCAUGUGUACUACAAACUCAGCUCAGACACUGAAGACUUGAGGAAGAACCAAACCAACCUCAUACUCCAGAUUCACAACCUGACACGAGACUCUACUCUCGCAGAAAAACAACUUGCAGAAAACGAGGAGCUCAAAAAGAAAAAUAAGGAGCUGGAGACAGAAAAGAAAAACCUAACAGAAAUAAUACAACAGAUGACGACAUCAGGGAAUGACUUCAAUGUUAGUCGAGCUCAGUGGAGCAUUGAUGCCUACUGUCCCAAAGAAAAUAACAACAGAAAAUGUAACCCUUGUCAGAAGGGAUGGCAACAUGUUGAGUCCAGCUGCUAUGCAAUUAAUGAUGCUAAAGGUGGUGAAUGGAAAACCUGGGAAGAAGCUCGAGAAAACUGCAGUGGAAAGAUUUCAGAUUUAGCUGUUGUUAUUAAUGAAAAAGAAAAGAAAACUGUCAGUGAAAAGAGUUGGAAAAAUAAUGAAAACAAAGGAUACUGGAUUGGUCUGAGAGUUGAAGAUGGGAAAUGGAAGUGGCUGGAUGGAAGAAAUCUGAAUAAUAGCUCCUGGAUCGACCAGCCUCCUUCUGUUGGUCACUGUGCAAUCCCUGUCCAAGACCAAGGAUUUAAAUCAGUGAGCUGUAAUGAGAAGAACCGAUGGAUCUGCAAAAAGAAAGCUUUGUCUGUUUGAAUACUGCAGUAAAACCUCAGAGGACUUUUGGAUAGUCUCAAUCUCAAAAAUAUAAUAUUAAUGAUGAUAUUAAUAACUGGUCAACAGAGGGCACUGCAUUACUUCAAAUCAAAGAGUUGUUGCCUGAAGUAUCUGCACUGAGAUUUUUUUCAUGUUGCAAUGAUAGUUAUUGUUAAGCUAUGUUAUAUGAAUGACAAAUGUUUUAGUCAAGCCAAGAACAACACUGUUCAAACUGCUGUCACAUGUGGAAGGAGGACAUCUGGCCUCUACAUUUGGACUUUGUUAAUCAGUCACAGUGUCAACAUCAGCUACAGAGCAGCAGAGAAGAACAGGAUGUUCAUCUUAUAAUUCAAGUCUCAUGUUGUGUAUUUUGCAUAUUGUUAUCAUAUCAACUUCACUUUUUUAGUGUUGUUAGUAAAGUUUUGAUUUUAUUCAUUUACAUUGAUUGAAAUGAAAGUAUGGAUCCAUCCUGCUUUGUAUCACCAGCUCAGCCUGGUGGUGGUGCUGUAAGGGUUUGGGGGGCAUUUUCUUGGCACACUUUGGGUCAUUUAUGCCAAGUGAGCAUAAAUAAAAAUGGC
Molecule: messenger RNA, 2818 nt
Organism: Oreochromis niloticus (Nile tilapia)
Lineage: Eukaryota; Metazoa; Chordata; Actinopteri; Cichliformes; Cichlidae
Product: C-type lectin domain family 4 member G
Exons: 8
Coding region: 1119-2240 (373 amino acids)
Cellular component (GO): plasma membrane
Source: RefSeq, a predicted model, not a curated record